This is a messenger RNA of Rhagoletis zephyria (snowberry fruit fly), 810 nucleotides long. Its product is annotated as bifunctional glutamate/proline--tRNA ligase-like. Gene Ontology annotation, cellular component: methionyl glutamyl tRNA synthetase complex; cytosol. Gene Ontology annotation, molecular function: glutamate-tRNA ligase activity; ATP binding. Lineage: Eukaryota; Metazoa; Arthropoda; Insecta; Diptera; Tephritidae. Gene Ontology annotation, biological process: glutamyl-tRNA aminoacylation. The record is from RefSeq and is a predicted model, not a curated record.
CACGUUAUGAGUUCCUUUCAAAGAAAGGUAUUCCACAGCAUGUACAGCGAUGGUAUGAUCUCAUAAAUGCGCAGCCAUUUAUCCAGAAAGUCUUGCAGACUUUGCCCGAAGAGGCUCGUACAGCAGCAAAACAUGCUAAACGCAGCAAUGGUGUUAAACUAAGCGAUUGCGAAAAUUCAGUUCUGCCUGGGUCAACGAAAACGAAUGAGCGCAAACAAGAGGGUAAAUUCAUUGAAUUACCUGGUGCAGAGAUGGGAAAAGUUGUUGUGCGUUUUCCUCCGGAAGCGUCUGGCUAUCUGCAUAUUGGACACGCUAAAGCAGCAUUAUUAAACCAAUACUAUGCUUUGAACUUCAACGGAAAACUAAUAAUGCGAUUCGACGAUACAAAUCCUGCUAAGGAAACGGUUGAGUUUGAAGAAGUCAUUUUAGGAGAUGUCGAACUAUUGCAAAUCAAACCGAAUCUCUUUACUCAUACGUCCAACUACUUUGAUUUAAUGUUGCAAUAUUGCGAGCAGAUGAUUACAGAGGGAAAAGCAUAUGUAGACGAUACACCUGCGGAACAAAUGAAACUUGAGCGGGAACAGCGAAUUGAAUCAACCAAUCGUUCAAAUGAUGUUGAAAAAAAUCUAUUACUGUGGCAGGAAAUGAAAAAUGGCACUGAAAUUGGACAAAAAUGCUGCGUUCGUGCAAAAAUUGACAUGUCUUCACCAAAUGGUUGUAUGCGGGAUCCAACAAUAUAUAGAUGUAAGAACGAACCUCAUCCACGCACGGGAACAAAAUACAAGUAAAUGCCAAAUAAGAUAGUUGAAA